AUGUUGGCGUUCGGCCUUCUCAUCUUCUUGUCUUCUGUGUCAAUAAAUGAAGCAGUAAGUGUUCCUGGAGUGACGCCGAAUGAGUUUUAUAAGGGGGAUUCUAUUGAAGUCAGGGCCGUAAAGUUGACUAGCUACUUAACUCAACUCCCUUUUGAGUAUUAUAAACUCCCAUUCUGUCGUCCGAAGCAGUUAGUUGAGUACCCACCGGAGAAUAUUGGUGAGAUACUUCGCGGUGAUCGUGUCGUCAAUACUCCAUAUUCGAUAAAAAUGGCCGAAAAUACAGGUUGUUCUGAAGUCUGUCCACCUCUCACUUUAAGCGGUGCUGAUGCCGUCCUCCUGAGGCAUUUCAUUUUAAGCCAGUAUUCUGUUCAUCUGUCUAUCGAUAACCUUCCUUGCGGAACCAAAGUGUCUUCUGAUAACGGAAAAACCUUUCGAUAUGAGCACGGAUACAGACUUGGGUCAGUUGUCGAUGGAGUGGCUUAUGUUAAUAAUCACCUAAAGUUUAUACUGCAAUACCACCAAACUGAUGAUGGUCACUACCGUUUUGUCGGCUUUGAAAUCGAACCCAUGAGGUGUCAUAUUCAUGAUACUUAUCCGAACUUUAAGGAAGGAUAUUGCCAAAUAUAA
Schistosoma haematobium is the source of this 627-nucleotide messenger RNA. Its product is annotated as Transmembrane 9 super member 4. The transcript has 6 exons. NCBI's taxonomy places the organism in Eukaryota, Metazoa, Platyhelminthes, Trematoda, Strigeidida, Schistosomatidae. Gene Ontology annotation, cellular component: membrane. The record is from RefSeq and is a predicted model, not a curated record. The coding region runs from base 1 to 627 and encodes 208 amino acids. Gene Ontology annotation, biological process: protein localization to membrane.